AUGACAACACCCGAGGCUUCCCUUGUUCUCCCGCAUAGUUGUUCGACCUCCACUGCACAACCUCCAACUUCGUCGAUUCCACAGAUUGUCACCAUCCAGAAUGAUAAUUCUGCGUUGCCUACAGGAGUUAUUCUCAAUGAGACCAAUUAUGAUAUUUGGUCUCAACUCAUGGAAAUUCAAAUUGCUACCCGUGGAAAGUUGGGCUAUCUUACUGGCUCUAUUGCUAUGCCAGCCGAAUCUGCUCCUACUUUUGAUGCGUGGACAACUGAAAAUGUACGAGUCAAAGGUUGGUUAAUUGAUUCUAUGUCCCCUGAGUUAAUGAGCCGCUUUAUUCGUCUUAGCACUGCCAAGGAGAUUUGGGAUGCUGUCAAGAAAGUAUUUUAUGAUGGCUCUGACGAAUCUCAAGUUUACCAACUGAACAGGAAGGCAUUCACCCUCAAACAGAAUGGCCAACCUGUUUCCAAAUAUUAUAGCAUGCUUUAG
This is a messenger RNA of Prunus armeniaca (apricot), 483 nucleotides long. Lineage: Eukaryota; Viridiplantae; Streptophyta; Magnoliopsida; Rosales; Rosaceae. The record is from the annotation of a GenBank genome assembly.